CCCAGAGCCCGGAUUCGUGAAGCAGUUGAGUGCUGCAGCGGCAGUCGUCGCCCCUGCCGCCGCUGCCACCGAAGGAAGCAUCCCAGACACCGGGAAGAUGGAAGAUGGUACCCCAAAGCAUAUCAUCCAGAUGACAGGAUUUAAGAUGGAAGAAAAAGAAGCGCUAGUCAAAUUACUUUUAAAACUAGAUUGCACUUUUAUUAAGAGUGAGAAAUACAAAAAUUGUACACAUCUUAUAGCUGAACGCCUAUGUAAGAGUGAAAAAUUUUUAGCAGCUUGUGCGGCAGGAAAGUGGAUACUAACCAAGGACUAUAUAAUUCAUAGUGCCAAAAGUGGCAGAUGGCUUGAUGAAACAACUUAUGAAUGGGGAUAUAAAAUUGAAAAAGAUUCCCGUUAUUCACCUCAAAUGCAAUCUGCACCUAAAAGAUGGCGUGAAGAACUGAAACGCACUGGUGCUCCAGGAGCCUUCCACAGAUGGAAAGUUGUCCUCCUUGUUAGAACUGAUAAGCGAAGUGAUUCUCUUAUAAGAGUUUUGGAGGCUGGAAAGGCAAAUGUUAUUUUACCAAAAAGUUCACCAAGUGGAAUAACUCAUGUGAUUGCCAGUAAUGCAAGAAUUAAAGCUGAGAAAGAAAAAGAUAACUUUAAGGCUCCAUUUUAUCCAAUUCAGUAUCUAGGGGAUUUUCUUUUAGAGAAAGAAAUUCAGAAUGAUGAAGAUUCCCAAACCAAUUCUGUUUGGACUGAACAUAGCAAUGAAGAAACAAACAAAGAUUUCAGGAAAGAUGCAGGAUUUCUUGAAAUGAAAGGUGCCUUAAGAGAGACCAUGUAUAGAACCCAGAAAGAAAUGCAAAAUCAUGAAGAUGUUAAUGUUGGUUCUAUUUUGAUUCAACAUCACAAAAAAGAAAAAUUCAGUGGUUCCAGUAAAGAUUUGAAAUUUGUUAAAAUGAGAAAUACCUUUGGAAGCCAUACAUAUGAAAAUCAGAAGGAAAUUAAGAAAAAAGAUGAAGAUAUUCAGAGGAGUUAUACUUUGAGGAGAAAACGCAAGAAAGGAAAAGAAAGCAAUUGCAAGAAAGGCGUUGAACAUGAAAAAAUAAAAAGUACCUUAAGAAGGCACAUAUAUAAUAGAGAUCAGAAAGAAAUGAAGAAUUCUAUUUUUGCUGAAUAUGCCAAAGAAUCAAAAGCCAUGGCUAUUAAGACAGAUGUGGAUGUUGUUGAAAUAAAAAAUACCUUAAGGAAGCACAUAUAUAGAGCUCAGGCUGUCAGAUACAACUGCAUUAGAAUAGAUAAACAACCAGUGUACAACGUAGAGGUUAAAAAUGCUGAAUUUCCCAGAGGUGUAUUAAAUUUAAUUGAAAGCCUCAUAGAAGGACAUUUUUUUAAAGAAGCAAUUGAGGAACUUUCCACUUUGCAGGCACAUUAUAUCCCUCCUGUAUGCGUUCUUCAUGCCCUUCUAGAGAACGUUCUACAGGAUAACAUAGAUACAUUUUCUGGUCGAUACUUUCAUAUAUUGUCAGCUCUUCUUCACCUGCAUCCUCCUUGGAAGUCUCCAGCCAUGUCGAGAUAUUAUUUAGAGUUGUUUCAGUGUCCAACUUGUAUGAAAGGAGCAUGGUCUUUAGUAGAAGUCCUUAUCAGGUCUUGCCUUUUCAAUGAAAGCUUUUGUCAUCAAAUUUCAGAAAAUAUUGGCUCCAAGGUGCUCCACCUGACGCUACUCAAAUUUUUCUUUAAUUUAAUUGAAAGUGAAGUACAACAUCUGAGUCAAAAGUUGUAUGACUGGUCAGAUUCUCAGAAUCUGAAAAUAACAGGAAAGGCAAUGCUUCUUGAAAUUUUUUGGUCAGGAAGUGAAACCUCUGGGCUUUUGACCAAACCAGUAAAUAUGCUUUUGGAAUGGACUAUAUAUUCUCACAAGGAAAAAUUCAAGUCUAAUGAUGUCUUCAAACAUGAACUAGCUUACUUAUUGGCUGGAAUUCUUGGAGCAGCAAUAGAUUAUUGGAUUUUCCUUGGUCUUAAGAUGGGUAGAAAUGUGAUGCGACACAUGUCUGAUGACUUAGGAAGUUAUGUUUCUCUUUCGUGUGAUGACUUUUCUUCACAGGAAUUAGAGAUUUUCAUUUGCUCCUUUUCCUCCUCCUGGCUUCAAAUGUUUGUUGCAGAGGCAGUCUUUAAAAAGUUGUGUCUACAGAGCUCUGGCAGUGUUUCUUCUGAGCCACUCUCUCUUCAGAAAAUGGUAUAUUCCUAUUUACCAGCCUUGGGGAAAACUGGUGUGCUUGGGUCUGGAAAGAUUCAGGUGUCAAAGAAAAUAGGACAGCGGCCUUGUUUUGACUCUCAGAGAACCUUACUAAUGCUGAAUGGUACUAAACAAAAACAAGUCGAAGGGCUGCCAGAGUUACUAGACCUGAACCUUGCUAAAUGUUCCUCAUCAUUAAAAAAAUUGAAAAAGAAGUCAGAAGGAGAAUUGUCAUGUUCCAAGGAGAAUUGCCCCUCUGUAGUUAAAAAGAUGAAUUUUCACAAGACUAAUCUAAAAGGAGAAACAGCCCUGCAUAGAGCUUGCAUAAAUAACCAAGUGGAGAAAUUGAUUCUUCUUCUCUCUUUGCCAGGAAUAGACAUCAAUGUUAAAGACAAUGCUGGCUGGACGCCUUUGCAUGAAGCCUGUAACUAUGGCAACACAGUGUGUGUCCAGGAAAUUUUGCAACGUUGUCCAGAGGUAGAUCUGCUCACUCAAGUGGACGGGGUGACUCCUUUGCAUGAUGCACUGUCAAACGGACAUGUAGAAAUUGGCAAGCUGCUACUACAGCAUGGGGGCCCAGUGCUUUUACAACAGAGGAAUGCUAAGGGAGAAUUGCCCUUGGAUUAUGUGGUUUCACCUCAAAUCAAAGAAGAACUGUUUGCUAUUACAAAAAUAGAAGAUACAGUGGAGAACUUUCAUGCACAAGCAGAGAAACAUUUUCAUUACCAGCAACUUGAAUUUGGCUCCUUUUUACUUAGUAGGAUGUUGCUAAAUUUUUGUUCAAUUUUUGAUUUAUCUUCAGAGUUCAUUUUAGCUUCCAAAGGGUUAACUCAUCUAAAUGAACUGCUUAUGGCUUGUAAAAGUCAUAAAGAAACCACCAGUGUUCAUACUGACUGGUUACUGGAUCUUUAUGCUGGAAAUAUAAAGACAUUGCAGAAACUCCCACACAUUCUUAAGGAACUGCCUGAGAAUUUGAAAGUGUGUCCUGGGGUACACACUGAGGCCUUGAUGAUAACAUUGGAAAUGAUGUGUCGGUCAGUCAUGGAGUUUUCAUGAUGAUGCUAGAAAGUAUGGAUUGACUUUCUAAAUCUGUUCAGUUUGCAUUGGUACUUACUGUGGACUUCAUAGCUUACUGACAGAUAGUAAUUUGAUUUAUUUAUUGACAGACUUUGCAGCCUUGCUAAAUUUUAAAAGCAUUUUUAAAAAAACUUCUACAAAACUCUAGUAUGGGCUUCUGACUUUUUCCAGGGUGUAGAAUUUGACUCAAAAGUAAAAAUAAUUUUGUUUUAGUAUAUUCUACUUUCAUUAAUGUUUUUUUGUUCUGAAAGUGAUAUUAUAUUGUACAUGUAAAAUUAAUUUAAAUAUUUUUUCAAAUAAAAAUGUAAUGUCCUGUAUUCUAGAUGUUCUAGGUCUUAGAAUCAUGGCAAGCAUAUUCAUACAAAUGCGUACCUAUAAACUUGUAGCUCCUGACUCUUAGGGAUGGAUUUUGAGGAAAAAACAAGACUAAACAAAAACAUGUAGCUCCCUAUUUCUUCUCUCUAGGUUGUUGGACUGAAAUAUGCAUUUUAGCUUUGUGUGUUUCUAAAAUAAACAUUUCUAAAAUUUACAGUAAUAAUUAAUAUUCUUUUGGUUUUUAAAUGCAGCAAAUAUGCAGAGUCUGACAGUUCAAUUCCUUGAUCUGUUUUAUUUUAGCAAUUCAUAUACAAAAUGUAUCUGUCGCUGCCCUAUGUAACCCAGUAUUCUGUACCUGAAAACAUUCUGCUGCAUAGGUUUAUGAGUUUAAUAUUAAGAUAUUGAGUGGCAUCUAAGUAAUAGAUUUGAGAUUAUUUAAGAUCUUAAUAUAUAGUAUGAAUUUACUGAGUAGUAAUGUUUUAAUUUGCAGUUUUUCCUUAUAGCAGUUUGUAGUAAAACUAAAAGAAAGGGUGUGGAUAAUAACCACUUUUGAGAUUGGAGUUUCUUCACUACUGGGAGUAAGUUACAUUAUGAUACAGGUGGAAAAUAAACACUUCCAUUUAGCUUUUAUGUAAUUCAAGUGAUGACCUUAGCAGUUAAUCUGCUAAAGCAAUACACUUCAGUUUUAUUUUGGAAAUAGAUAUUUUAACAAGAUACAAAUGCUCAGUAUCAUAUUACUGGGUUUGUAAUCUAAAUUGAAAACUGCUAUAUCAGUAUGAAAAAAUAUUUUAAAUAAGUACUUUUUCCACACAUACUCAGGAAAUACUAGUUUCUAUUUAGCCUUCAAAUUUGGCAUCAUACAAAUCUCUUUAUUAUUAAUCUGCCAAAGUAUCAGACAAAAAAUGAUAUAGUGAAGACUAUCUAAGAAGAGUUUAAAUGCUUAUAGAGAGUAAAGUGCUUCUCCAGAUGAUGAAUAAGAACGUUUUUUAUUCCAAUGAGUACCUCUUUACUUCACUUGUAAAGGUGUCUGGGAUAGUGUUUGCUUGGUAAACUAAUAUAAACUUGUAAACAUAGGCUUUGACAUCAUACACAUUUUCAAAUCCUUGUCUAGUUUCUUAAUAACUAAAUUGCAAGGCAAAUUCUUUUCUGAGCUUUGGCUUUCCUACAUGUCAAAUAGAAAUCACACCAGGUAUCUUUGUCAUGAUAGAAUUGUUAGCAUAUCACAUCAUAUGACACUUAAUAAAUAUUAUUUCCUUUCUAAUUCUUACCUCCUCUUUUGAUUAUAAUGAAUCAUUUAGACAAAAGGCAAUAUAGUAAUUGUUUAAGUUGGUAGUAAUUCUAAGGUAAUUAAGGAAUCAACAUCAUGAGUUAGGGUUUUAUACUGUUAGUACAAAGUAGUUUUCCAAAUUAGAUGUUCAUAACGUAUAUUUGUUUAAUUGCAAUUAGCAUUAAUAUUUCAUAAUUGACUGCUCUGUCUGCCAACUUCUACAAGCAGUGAUGACAUGAAGUGUGAAACAGAUGUCACUGAGGUCUCUGCCUUUAAGAAGUUUUACACUUCUUCGAAAGUCCAACGUGGCAAACAUAGGUUACUGUGUUCUGUGCCCUGGCUAACAAUACCAGUAUAUGAGUAUGAAUCUAAAUGUUCAGGAAAAGGCUUCAUUCCCAAAAUUACUUCUUAUACUUUAUUUUAGAAAACAUAAUAAUAAUUGCCUUGAAUAAUUGCCCAAAUCUAUCUUGGAGGUAUAGGAAGAAGAAAUUCUCAAUAAGUAAAGUAUAAUUCAUAGUCUUAGUCCUAGAUUUUCAAUGGCAGACUUUUCAAAGUUGCAUCUGAAGACAAGGUUGAGAAAUGCUAUUCUUCACUGUAUUUUGCCAGAUGUGAUAUCAUAGUUCUAUGGAAUCAUAUUUUUUAAAUUUCUGUAAGAGACCUUAUUACAAUGUAAAUAAAGCUGGAGAGGAGAUUUCUGAGCAGUUAA
This is a messenger RNA of Homo sapiens (human), 5583 nucleotides long. It is a transcript of the gene SLF1, whose product is annotated as SMC5/6 complex localization factor 1. Gene Ontology annotation, molecular function: ubiquitin protein ligase binding. Bases 98 to 3274 code for a protein of 1058 amino acids. The record is from RefSeq and is marked validated. The transcript is spliced from 21 exons. Gene Ontology annotation, cellular component: cytoplasm; nucleosome; nucleus. Gene Ontology annotation, biological process: DNA damage response; positive regulation of double-strand break repair. Lineage: Eukaryota; Metazoa; Chordata; Mammalia; Primates; Hominidae.